Molecule: messenger RNA, 1019 nt
Organism: Magallana angulata
Lineage: Eukaryota; Metazoa; Mollusca; Bivalvia; Ostreida; Ostreidae
Product: methyltransferase-like protein 27
Exons: 6
Coding region: 109-807 (232 amino acids)
Source: RefSeq, a predicted model, not a curated record
AUUGACUUGUGCUCGCCCUGUGUCACGUGACAUAACCAAUGUAUAUAUAUACAUGUAUAUCAAUAUAUGUACGAACUCUAACGGAAAAAAAAUACACUUGCAAAGGUCAUGGCGUCUGAGAAAGCGAGACAUUUCGCUGAGAAAGGAAACCAGAAAGAUGUGGCUGCGUACACUCAGAACUAUGGGGCCCACAGAGAGGGGAUCUCAAUGAAAGAGGUGGCGGAUUACUACACAGAGUGGGCCAAUUCCAACCGAUACGAAGUGGAUCUGGGACCAGAGAGGUACCGUGGACCAAAGAUUGCGACCGACUGUCUCUGUGAGCUGUUUCCGGACAAUCGGGAGGGGGUCAAGAUUUUGGACAUUGCUGCAGGGACUGGGUUUCUUGGACAGGAGCUAUGGAAGAAAGGUUACCGCUCGAUCGACGGGUUAGAUCCUGCAGAAGGAAUGAUAGAGGCAGCCAGGAAAAAGAAUGUCUAUACUAACCUCAUAUGUGAUUUCAUGAGUGAGAAAAAGUUGGACAUUGACGAAGACACAUACGAUGCUGCUGCUAUUGCUGGAGGUAUGGGGGAGGGACACAUUCCAUGCGGUGCCUUGUACGAGAUGAUCCGGAUAGUUAAACCCGGCGGGUAUAUCGUCAUUGUUAUGAGAGAAGAGUAUCUAGAACACGUCAGCGAUUAUAAAGACAAGUUGGAGCCAUUAAUGAAAGAACUAGAACUUUCCGGCCAUUGGAUAAAGCUAGAAAGAAGGAUAGUUCCAAAAUAUUCUUUUGAAAACAACGGCGUUGUAUUCAUUUUCAAGAAAUGUUAAUGUACAGUUGUAACGGAGAGCUUGAUUCUGUCUAAAUAUAAGUAUGAUUUGUGCAUGUUCACUUGAUAUUCAUUCUGUGAAGCAUAUUGCCAUGUUUUUGUAAAAGAAUACUCAGAGUCUUAUCAUUAUAACUGCGAAUCAAUAUCAUAUUGAAUUACCUAUCAUUUACCUGUAUUGUCAACGGUACUGCAAAAAAGAAAAAUUGUGAUCUC